Molecule: messenger RNA, 1041 nt
Organism: Staurois parvus
Lineage: Eukaryota; Metazoa; Chordata; Amphibia; Anura; Ranidae
Source: the annotation of a GenBank genome assembly
AUGGCCGGUGUGGAGGGUUGUCAGGCCGGGGAGAAGAAGAAGCGGAAUAAGAAGAUGAAGGUGCCGGAGGACGAGAAAGGCGCGGGAGAGGGCAGCGCAGUGCCCGGGGAGCCGGAGGAGAGCUCAGCUGCCUUCCCGCCCACAUUCAGCCUGUCCGAGAUCAAGAACAAGCAGCGCCGACACUUCAUGUUCCUGAAGAUGAAGCAGGAGAAGAGGAAGGAAAAGAUCGCUAUAAAGAAGAAACGUAAGAAGGAGAGAGAGGCGCUUGGUGACAAGGCACCACCCAAGCCUGUUCCCAAAACGAUUGAAAACCAGCGUGUUUAUGAUGAGACAACAGUGGAUCCUGCAGAUGAAGAGGUAGCAUUUGAUGAAGCUACAGAUGAAUUUGCACCUUAUUUUAACCGACAGACAACACCAAAGAUACUGGUCACAACAUCUGAUCGCCCUCGUGGGCGGACAGUAAAAUUUACAGAACAGCUGUCAUCUAUCAUUCCAAAUUCACAUGUUUAUUACAGAAGAGGCCUGGCACUGAAAAAAAUUAUCCCACAGUGUAUUGCCAGGGAUUUCACAGAUCUGAUUGUCAUCAAUGAAGAUCGGAAAAUUGCCAAUGGGCUUGUCCUGAGUCAUUUACCAGAUGGUCCAACAGCCCACUUCAAAAUGUCAAAUGUUCGCCUGCGCAAGGAGCUUAAGAGGAAAGGAAAAGACCCCACAGAGCACAAACCGGAGGUCAUCCUAAACAACUUCACAACACGUCUCGGGCACUCCAUAGGCCGCAUGUUCGCCUCCCUCUUUUCCCAUGACCCCCAGUUUACUGGACGACAGGUGGCCACUUUCCAUAACCAGCGAGACUACAUCUUUUUCAGAUACCACAGGUACCUGUUCAAGAGUGAAAAGAAAGUUGGUAUCCAAGAGCUUGGACCUAGAUUUACAUUAAAACUAAGAUCCCUUCAGAAAGGAACCUUUGACUCGAAGUAUGGAGAGUAUGAAUGGGUCCACAAGCGGCAUGAAAUGGACACGAAUCGAAGAAAAUUCCAUCUAUAA